AUGCCUGGGGUUGAUGUGAGUUUACAGUGUACCCUAAAUGGACCCCGUCCAGGCAGAUUUGUUUGGGAAAGGGAUGGUAUUGGUAUAUCGUCUAAUACUGACUCCAGGUAUACCAUAGGGCAAACUAUGGCUCCGGAUGGUGGGGUUAUAACUCAGCUGAACAUAUCACACUUGAGAGUUGAUGAUGGAGGGCUUUUUUCUUGUGUCGCUCAUCAUGGAGAUAACUAUGCGGCGCACCAUGAUAGGCUGAAUGUUUACGGACCGCCGUACAUCCGGACGCAGCCACCGUUUAAAGUGCAGAGCGGACAAAGUGUUACGCUGAAAUGCCCAUACUAUGGAUAUCCUGUAAGGGAAAUAACGUGGGAAUAUAAAGGUAAAGAAAUAAACCCAGAUAUAACAGCACAAAGUAAUCGGUACAAGCGAUCUGUGAACAACACAGCUAGUAUAGAAAUUUUUGGCCGAAAACCAAAAUUAAGAUCCAAGAGAGAUCUACUGACAGUAUCUAAUGGUGGUAUUUUAAAUAUACCCAAAGUUUCCAAAAGUGACAACGGAGCUUCUUAUUCUUGUGUAGUCAAGAGCCCCUCAGGAGAAAUGGCUAAAAGAUCAUUUGAAUUGCACGUAGUAGAGGCACCUCAACUGGAAGAAAUUCUUCUGCCAACGGAUUUGCAAGAAGGACAAAUUGUCCAGAUUCAUUGUAAUUUGAAGAGUGGAGAUUCGCCAGUUUACUAUUCUUGGUUGAAAGAUGGGAAAAAGAUUCCAACGCAUCUCAAGAUAGCUGAAAUGUUGAAUAAUUUGCAGAUUGUCGAGAGGAGUUUGGAGGUCUUCAGUGUGCUUAUAAUAAAGAACGUAUCUUUGGAUCAUUGUGGCACUUAUACUUGUGUGGCUGCCAACCACGUAGCCAAAGUGAACCGAACAGUGAAUUUGUAUAUAAAAGUUGCUCCUAAAUGGAGCGAAGAACCUCAGAACUCAUCACUGCUUCUAGGACGUGGUGGACACAUAUCAUGCAGCGCAAACGGUUACCCUCAACCUCAAACACACUGGCUCAAAAAAGAUAUUAUAUCAGAAUCUUGGAGACCAGUACUUGAGGUCGCAGGUGGAGGAGUUCUCAGUCUUUCCAAUGGAUCACUGAUAUUUGAUUCUGUGGCACUUUCCGACGCUGGACUGUAUACUUGUCAUGUUGAGAACGGAGUGGGAGAAGCUCUUAGCAAAACUGUGUGGAUCUCAGUUAACAAACCGGUAACUUUUGACAUUAUCUCAAGAAAUCUAACUGCUAAGCUUGGCCAGCAUGUUACUAUUGAGUGUCAAGCAAAAGGUGAUGAUCCUAUCAGGAUUAUGUGGACACGAAACGGGAAACCUAUUAACCCAUUAACGCAGAGAGUAAAAAUAUCUGAAGCAAAAACAGAAGAUGGAAUGGCUAGUAUACUAGAGCUACUACAAACUGAAACUAGCGACGGUGCAUUAUAUCAGUGUAGAGCUGGCAAUCCGUUUGGAGCUGACGUGUUCAGCGUACAUCUAACUAUACUAGAACCACCAACACCGCCAUCAGAUUUAUCCGUAGACUCCAUAAAGAGCAGGUCGGUUAAGUUAUCUUGGAGAGACAUGGCGAGAUCACUUGCUCAGUAUUACAAUCUUCAAAUUACCAACAGUCAAAGAUUAUCGUGGAAUAGUGCCAAAAUUAUCAAUAUUACCAGAUUAGACGAAAUACGUCACAUCAUAGAGGUUGAAGACUUACUGCCGGCGACUAGUUAUACCGCAAGAGUGGCUGGUGGUAACCAAGCCGAUUUGAGUCAUUAUUCAACCCCAGUCAGAUUCACCACAACUGAAGAAGCACCAUCAUCGCCACCACUUGGAGUACAACUGGAGCAAACAGAGUCACCAGGAGAACUCAAAGUGAGAUGGUUACCACCUCCAGCUGAUAGUCACAAUGGAAUUAUAUUGGGCUACCGACUGAAAGCUAUACCUCAAUUAAUAGGAUUAAAAGAAACAGAAGAAACGAGUGAUAAAACGAUAAAAACUGCAUCCCUAUAUGCCAAACAGGAAACAAUUAUUACAGGAUUACUGAAAGGAGUCAGGUACGCAGUAUCUGUAUCGGCAUUUAAUAGCGCUGGUUCGGGACCAUACUCAGUCCCCCUGUUUCAAGACACGAGAGAAGGAGCCCCCGAAGAAGGGCCCUCGUCAGUAGAAUGCGGAGGCGUGACGUCAACUGCUCUGCGUGUUAGUUGGCAGCCGAUACCACCACAUAAGCAAGCUGGUGCUCUUAUUGGGUACACAGUACUAUAUGCGGCUCAAGGUCGACAAUGGCUGAAUGCUACGUCGCUGGUGACAGAACUCCGGCUGCAGGGACUGUACAAAUUUACUAACUACACCGUCAAAGUGGCCGGCUUCUCUAACUAUGGACUCGGACCUUUCUCGUUUCCUAUUGUAUGUUCAACAUUGCAGGAUGUGCCCGAAGCACCAGCGGAAAUAAAACUUCUCUCGCAGUCUGCGACCACGUUACUUGUAAGCUGGAAAAGACCACGACAACCAAAUGGCAGACUACUUCAUUAUACAGUAUAUUGCAAGCCUACAGCCAGCAACGAUGGCCCUGAAGCUUUAAGAGUAGAUGUACAAAGUACAACAGAGGCUUACGAAAGAACUCAGACAUUGGAACUAAAAGGUCUUAUGGAAGGGAGACAGUAUGACGUGUGGGUGACAGCUAGUACUGUCGUUGGAGAAGGACCGGAGAGCAGAAGAGUAACAAAUACUAAUUCUCCACGAGUGGUAGCAGGCGUAGCUUCUCUCGGUGGAGAAAUUACAGUAGCUGUUCGAAACUCUCUGUUACUUGAAUGUCGAAGUGUGGGCAUACCACCACCAAGGACCGUGUGGUACCAUAAUCAAAACAUAAUAACACAUCAUCCCAGAUUCACCAGAAAUAAAGAUGACAGCUUAUUGAUAAAAAGUAUAGACCAAUCUCUUAGUGGAAAUUACACAUGCCUAGCUAAAAACCUAUACGGGUCAGACUCGGCAGUCUACUCAGUCAAAGUAUUGCCAUUACCUGAUCCACCUUCUUUAAGAGUUACUCCUUACAAGGACUAUAUUGUAGUGGAAUGGGAUGAGAUCAGGUCUUAUGGAAAUGUCUCAUCAGGAUACGGAAUCAGCUAUAAUCUUACCUGGCGGGAAAAUGACGGAAUGUGGCAAGAAGCAUGGCCGGUUUCCCGUGAAAAUCGUCUACCAGGAAUACAACAACAUACACUAGCUGGCCUAAAGUGUGGUACUAAAUAUUCUAUAAGAGUAACUGCCACUGAUAGUAUUGGGACCUCAGCACCCGCGCAUGCAGAUGUUACUACAUUGGGAGGAGCGCCUGUAUCUCCGCCGUCAACGGACUGGCUUUGGAGCAACGCAACCCACAUCUACAUUCAACUUAGCGGCUGGGAUGAUAGUGGCUGUGAUGUGACGAGGUGGGAAGUAGAAUACAGACCAUUGGGUGUUACAGCGUGGCAGCGAGCUGAAAAUAAAGCACCUAUGGACCUAAACCUUGGCUGGAGUUAUAUCGAAGGUCACUACCAAGCACCGCCGUUGCGUUCCAUUCCAACAUCGUAUGCCGUCGGAUCUCUCGCUCCCGCUAAUUGGUAUCAACUGAAAGUGACUGCGAUAAAUGACGCUGGAUCUGCGUCCACCAUUUAUACAUACGCCACGAAGACCCUGGACGGAGAGGAAAUCGGCCCACCAGCGGAGCUAUUCGACCUAAAUAUGUUGGUGAUUGUGUGCAGUUCCAUACUCCUCGUAAUGUGUCUAAUGGCUUUUUUCUGUAUACUGUUUAGAAGACAUAGGCAAACCUAUUCGUCUCAAUACAGGCACUCUAUUGCUGAAGAAGUAAAGUCACGCAACGAAAGCGUGGCCUCUCAUUCUGAACACAAGGAGAGAUACGCCCAUGCGCCCCGGAUCUACACAUCGCCAGUGCAGAACAGGAAGACCAGUAAAAACGAAAUGUUCGAGAUCAGUCCAUACGCGGAGUUUGCCCUGGGCUUCAGGACAUUCGACCACGUGGAGAAUCAAGACCUGCCCAGUAGGCUGCCCAGCAGACCGAGGUUUGAUACUGAAACGAGUUUUCAAAACCGUUCAGAAUCAGACGACAGCGACAGUACGUCAAAAGCCACAGUUUCUGCGAUGCCGAGACGUCACUGUCGAACACCACACCACAGAUAA
Messenger RNA from Arctia plantaginis, 4185 nucleotides. NCBI's taxonomy places the organism in Eukaryota, Metazoa, Arthropoda, Insecta, Lepidoptera, Erebidae. The record is from the annotation of a GenBank genome assembly.